Aspergillus versicolor CBS 583.65 is the source of this 1457-nucleotide messenger RNA. RefSeq names its product putative bis(5'-nucleosyl)-tetraphosphatase. Gene Ontology annotation, molecular function: ATP:ADP adenylyltransferase activity; ATP binding. The transcript has 3 exons. The record is from RefSeq and is a predicted model, not a curated record. Bases 1 to 1221 code for a protein of 406 amino acids. Gene Ontology annotation, biological process: nucleotide metabolic process. NCBI's taxonomy places the organism in Eukaryota, Fungi, Ascomycota, Eurotiomycetes, Eurotiales, Aspergillaceae.
AUGACCAUUUUAUCUGCCUUUUCUUCCGAUGCAAUUGGUUUGAUAUCCUUGGCUGCCUUCGAACGUGGUGCGCUGAUCCAGUAUCGGAAUCCCGCAUCCCCCGCAUUUGUUGCUCCCCGUCUCAUCUGCCCUGCCUUCUCCAACUCCCAACUCCGACGCUUCGAACGAGGAAUCCGCAUGAUGCAGCUUGGGUUGACCGAGAGUCUUCCCACUCUUGUGGCAAGGCGCUUUGCUGCUGCCAAAGACGCUGGGCACUUGAUAUUUUCCCAGACUCAUCUUGAGAUUCUACGCCCUGGUGGCACCCCUUAUCAACUCCGAUACUGCCCUGCUCUUGCCAACAAGCCGACCGGAAAGCCCAAAGCGGACGAGGGAAACAACAAGAAACGAUUCGACCCCUUCGAAAACCCGUCCCCAGACCUUCUGAUCACACACUUUCCAAAAGAAAACCCGACACAUUUUCUCGUAUUAAACAAGUUCCCUGUCAUCCCGAAUCAUUUCAUUCUCGCAACGACUGCCUGGCGGGAACAGACGGAUAUACUAGAGAAGGAAGAUCUGGCGGCGGCGUAUGCCUGCGUCAAGGCAUGGAGCGAGGACAGCCAAACUGGCGGCGCAAAGCCCAGAAGGCUAUUCGCAUUUUUCAACUCCGGGUACGAAAGCGGUGCAAGCCAACCCCAUAGACAUCUGCAGUUCCUACCUGUGGAAUCGAUGUCCGAAGACGACGAGACUGGGACAUGGAGGCCGCUAAUCGAUACGGUUCCCUCACAACCGGCUUCUUCUGAAUCAGAAUUUCGACGAAUACCCUGGCUUCCACUUGCCAAUUUUGCUCUCCCCUUGCCCCCGAAUGCUUCUGCCGAGAGUCUCCACGAAAUAUACCUGUCUCUAUACAAGGCCGCCGCAGUGGCAGCAGGUGUCCCCCGAAAUGAAGUGCGGUCAAGCACCGGGCCUGCGGCUGUUAGCUAUAACCUUGCGAUGACAGAAUCCACGAUGAUGAUCUGUCCGCGGAAGAGCGUCAGCGCCGUGGUGGAGGUUGAUGACGCGGUGCGCAAGGAUAUCCAUGAAGCGGGAGUUGUUGAGCUUAAUGGGACGCUCCUUGGUGGAACGAUGAUGGUGAAAGCUGAAGCAGAGUGGAGUGAGUUGCGCCGGGGCUCUGAUGGUCUGAUGAAGGUGCUUUCUUCCAUUGGGUAUCCCCAGCCAGACAUAAGAGAACUCGCGCUGUUAUAAUCAUAGACAUGCAUUUUGUGCGUUCCAGCCCAAGCAUCUAAUACUCCCCAUCGGAAUGGGUGAGAGAGUUGGUACCUUAAUAGGUAGAUACUAGCUAUGUAUAUAGUUUUGGCCAUCACGUGGGGCGGCCUUCCAGGCUGAGACUCAUCCAUUCCCUCACUUUCUCCUUCCUCUUUACAUCCGCCCAGCCUGACAAAUUCUACCGACCACUAUCUCGACCUGCUCGUUUCAGUUGA